AACCUCACAAGACUCUGUCAGGUCGACGCAAGCGCACGUAUCAAACUAAGCCUUGUACAGCUGCGAGUUAUUUCAUAAUAAAAUGACAGUUCCCUAUUUGUGAUGCAAGUGUAUGUGUUUACAUAAAACGUGUUUUCAAGUGAAUGAUUAUUUUGUUUCGGUGUUCAGUGAAGUAUUUUUUGUUGAUAAUGUUUCCGAGAAUACAAGGACUGUUCCACUCUGUGACGGAGAAGAGAUCUCAGAACAAUGAUUGUGGCGAGAACAGCGUCACGAUAGUAACGGAAAAGAAAAUUGAAGACGACGGUUCAGAUUCGUCCAGUGGAGAGAAUGUCGAAAUUGAAGACAAAACCCUGCCCAUUGUCGGACCUCCAGCAUUAGUAACUUCAGAAGAAGGUCACGCAGCCCAGUGCACUUGUCCGAACUGCGAUGAACUUCUAUCCAGAUUCUCUGAAUGCAGUAUUUGUUUAGAACCCUUACAGUGCUGUGGGCCGUGCGUGUGCCCGUGGUGUGGGGGUGUGUGGUGCGCGCGGUGCUCACGACGCAUGUCAAGGUGUGCAUGGUGCCGAGGUUCUUUGAGGGCACCGGCAGCGCCCUGUCUAGCACUUCAAAGGCUCGUCAACGAUCUGAUGUUACCGUGCAGGAAUUACAGACGCGGUUGCACAGAACUACUGACAGCAAUCACAAGAGUCAAACACGAAGAAGAAUGCAAGUUUGAUACGAUGAUGUGUCCCAUCACCGCGAACUGUUGCUCGGUUCCAUUCGAAGAACUCUCCAGUCACCUCCAGUCCACGCACAACAUCAUCGCGGUUUACUCACAGAAGAUAAAAAUAUUAAUAGAAAACUUCCAAACGAAACUGAAGAAGACAGCCUGCUGUCGAACGAAAUAUAAGAUAAUACUGCUGCAUCAGAAAAGCGCUUUCGUAAUCAAAGUAUGCAUUUACAAUUAUCACGUCAAAGUGGAAGUUAUGAGGAGGAAGCUAGGUUAUAUUGCCGAUGUUAAAUCGGAGACGAAAAAAAGCGAAUACUGCGCUUUAGUAGAAUUCCAAAGUAAAGCGUUAAGUACUAAAUCGGCUAUUUUAAUAGAAAACGAGGCUUACGGGAAAAAAGCUGAAGUGCAAUGGAGCGAUGUGAUCAUGAAAGCUGAAAACGAUGAAGCUAUCACGAUACACGUAAACAUCGGAAAAUCAGAUACAGAUAUGCUAAGGAAAGAUUGUCGUGAAUCGACGUAGCGAAUUAUUUGUAGAUUUAGAAUAUAAGCCAAUAAUUUAGGUGAAAAAUUUUUCAGAUAUACCAACGAUGACUCAAAAAUGUCGGAGCAUACGAGUAAUGUUUAACUUUAACUCUGAUCCUAUUAAAUCAAACAUCCACAGUAUUGAAUUCAAUCCUUGAUAUAGCCGUAUUUAUCCAAUAAAAACUUAUCCAAUAAACUUUGCUAACUCCAUAUUAACCACCUCUUUGUAAUAUUUGAGUUCACAUUAAAAUGUAAAUUCAAUAAAUUUCCUUUGUUAUAUAACAUUAGUACAGUCUACAGAAAAUUGGUUAUGCAUUGUAAUUGUUUUAAUCUAAACUUUGUGUUCUUAGAAAACGGUCUCAUUAGACUAAUGAUGGUCUCAUUCCGUGUAGUUUUUUUAAAAUGGUUACACAUUUUACAAUGAAUAUAAUAUAGCCCAUUUAGAAAUAUUUGGCAUUGGCCUACUAUGACUGAUGUACAUUAAAUUAGUAUUAAAUAUAUUUAAGAUGUUUUAACUAGUAACAAAGUAAGACAAAUAAAUGUUAUUUUGAUAAGAUUUCCUUUGAAG
Messenger RNA from Bombyx mandarina (wild silkworm), 1799 nucleotides. RefSeq lists its product as uncharacterized. The record is from RefSeq and is a predicted model, not a curated record. Gene Ontology annotation, cellular component: cytoplasm. NCBI's taxonomy places the organism in Eukaryota, Metazoa, Arthropoda, Insecta, Lepidoptera, Bombycidae. Gene Ontology annotation, biological process: multicellular organism development; proteasome-mediated ubiquitin-dependent protein catabolic process. Gene Ontology annotation, molecular function: zinc ion binding; ubiquitin protein ligase activity; ubiquitin conjugating enzyme binding.